UCUUCCUGGGGCAGCAGCGAGGGCGACGCUCCCGUUUGGCGUGGCCGAGGCAGGUCCUUGCUCGGUGGUGCCGGGGCCCGUGUGCUGCCCGGGGCGGCUCAACCAUGCUGUGCUGCCUGCUGGUGAGGGCCAGCGAUCUCCCCAGCGUGAAGAAGGACCGGCGCAGCGACCCGGUGGCCAGCCUGACGUUCCGAGGGGUGAAGAAGAGAACCAAAGUCAUCAAGAACAGCGUGAACCCUGUGUGGAAUGAGGGCUUUGAGUGGGACCUCAAGGGCAUCCCCCUGGACCACAGCUCAGAGCUUCAUGUGGUGGUCAAGGACCAUGAGACGAUGGGGAGGAACAGGUUUCUGGGUGAAGCCAAGGUCCCUCUCAGGGAGGUCCUUGCCACCCCCAGUCUCUCUGCCAGCUUCAACGCUCCCCUGCUGGACACCAAGAAGCAACCCACGGGGGCCUCGCUGGUCCUGCAGGUGUCCUACACACCCCUCCCGGGAGCCGUGCCCCCUUUCCCCCCAUCAGCGUCUCUGGAACCUUCCCCAACUCUGCCUGACCUGGACAUGAUGGCCGGUGGGGGACAGAGCCGGGCCGAGACUUGGUCUCUGCUCAGUGACAGCACCGUGGACACGAGAUACUCUGGAAAGAAGUGGCCGGCCCCCACGGACACAGGAGAGGAGGACACCGAGGACCCAGGGCUCACGGGAGAUGAGACAGAGCCUUUCCUGGAGCAGAGCGGAGCCCCAGGUCCGGGGGCACCCGCCACCCCCAGGAAGCCACCUUCCCAUCCUCCUCCCUACCCCGGGAGCAGAAGGAAGAAGACCACACCCGCACCCAGAAGGGUGCUGUCGGACAAGCCACAGGACUUCCAGAUCAGGGUCCAGGUGAUUGAGGGGCGCCAGCUGCCAGGGGUGAACAUCAAGCCCGUGGUCAAGGUUACGGCUGCUGGGCAGACCAAGAGGACACGGAUUCACAAGGGAAACAGCCCGCUUUUCAGCGAGACUCUUUUCUUCAACGUAUUUGACUCCCCAGCGGAGCUGUUUGACGAGCCCAUUUUCAUCACGGUAGUGGACUCCCGUUCCCUCAGGACCGACGCCCUCAUUGGGGAGUUCCGGAUGGACGUGGGGACCAUCUACAGGGAGCCCCGACACGCCUACCUCCGCAAGUGGCUGCUACUGUCCGACCCUGAUGAUUUCUCUGCGGGUGCCAGAGGCUACCUGAAAGCCAGCCUGUGUGUGUUGGGGCCCGGAGAUGAAGCGCCUGUGGAGAGAAAAGACCCCUCUGAGGACAAGGAGGACAUCGAGAGCAACCUGCUGCGGCCCACGGGCGUGGCCCUCCGUGGGGCGCACUUCCGCCUGAAGAUCUUCCGCGCCGAGGACCUGCCCCAAAUGGACGAUGCUGUGAUGGACAAUGUGAAGCAGAUCUUUGGCUUUGACAGUAACAAGAAGAACCUGGUGGACCCCUUCUUGGAAGUGGGCUUUGCAGGGAAAAUGCUCUGCAGCAAGAUCCUGGAGAAGACGGCCAACCCACAGUGGAACCAGAGCAUCACGCUGCCUGCCAUGUUCCCCUCCAUGUGUGAGAAGAUGCGGAUCCGAGUCGUCGACUGGGACCGCCUCACCCACAAUGACAUCGUGGCCACCACCUACCUGAGCAUGUCGAAAAUCUCCGCCCCUGGAGGAGAAAUUGAAGUGGAUGACCACCUGGGCUUCCUCCCCACCUUUGGGCCCUGCUAUGUCAACCUGUACGGCAGCCCCCGGGAGUUCACCGGCUUCCCGGACCCCUAUGCAGAGCUCAACACGGGCAAGGGGGAAGGCGUGGCUUACCGAGGCCGGCUCCUCCUCGCCCUGGAGACCAAGCUCGUGGAGCACAGCGAGCAGAAGGUGGAGGAUCUCCCGGCUGAUGACAUCCUCCGGGUGGAGAAGUACCUUCGGAGGCGCAAGUACUCGCUCUUUGCCGCCUUCUACUCGGCCACCAUGCUGCAGGACGUGGAUGCCGCCGUCCAGUUUGAGGUCAGCAUCGGCAACUACGGGAACAAGUUCGACACCAGCUGCCUGCCGCUGGCCUCCACCACGCAGUACAGCAGGGCGGUCUUUGAUGGCUGUCACUACUACUACUUGCCGUGGGGCAACGUGAAGCCCGUGGUGGUGCUAUCCUCCUACUGGGAGGACAUCAGCCACAGAAUCGAGGCUCAGAACCAGCUGCUCAGCAUUGCAGACCGGCUGGAAGCCAGCCUGGAGCACGUCCACCUGGCGCUGAAGGCACAGGGCUCCUUGGAGGACCUGGACGCCCUGGUGGCGCAGCUGAUGGAUGAGCUCAUCGCAGACUGCAGCCAGCCCCUCCGUAACGUCCAGGAGGUUCCCGCGGCCACUCACCUGGACCAGUACCUGUACCGCCUGCGCACCCGGCACCUGCGUCAGAUCACCGAGGCCGCCCUGGCCCUGAAACUGGGCCACGGGGAGCUGGGCCCUUUCCUGGAGCAGGCUGAGGACUGGCUCCUGCGCCUCCGUGCCCUGGCGGACGAGCCCCAGAACAGCCUGCCCGACAUCGUCAUCUGGAUGCUGCAGGGGGACAAGCGUGUGGCCUACCAGCGGGUGCCCGCACACGAGGUCCUAUUCUCCCGGCGAGGCGGCGGCUGCUGCGGCAAGAACUGUGGGAAGCUGCAGACCAUCUUCCUCAAGUACCCCAUGCAAGGGGCACCCGGUGCACGGAUGCCAGUGCAGAUCCGGGUGAAACUUUGGUUUGGGCUCUCAGUGGAUGAGAAGGAGUUCAACCAGUUUGCUGAGGGCAAGUUGUCGGUCUUUGCGGAAACCUAUGAGAAUCAGACCAAGCUGGCCCUGGUCGGGAACUGGGGCACCACGGGCCUCACCUACCCCAAGUUCUCAGAUAUCACGGGCAAGAUCAAGCUCCCCAAGGAGAGCUUCCGCCCAUCAACCGGCUGGACCUGGGCUGGAGACUGGUUCGUGUGUCCAGAGAAGACCCUGCUGCAUGACCCAGACGCCGGCCACCUGAGCUUCGUGGAGGAGGUGUUUGAGAACCAGACCCGGCUCCCGGGUGGCCAGUGGAUCUACAUGAGUGAUAACUACACAGACGUGAACGGGGAGAAGGUGCUCCCCAAGGACGACAUCGAGUGUCCCCUGGGCUGGAAGUGGGAAGAUGAAGAAUGGUCCACAGACCUCAAUCGGGCCGUCGAUGAGCAUGGCUGGGAGUACAGCAUCGCUGUUCCCCCUGACCGGAAGCCCCGGCACUGGGUCCCUGCUGAGAAGAUGUACUACACACACCGGCGUCGGCGCUGGGUUCGUCUGCGCAGGAGGGACCUCAGCCAGAUGGAGGCGCUCAAGAAGCACAGGCAGGCAGAAGCAGAAGGCGAGGGCUGGGAGUAUGCCUCCCUCUUUGGCUGGAAGUUCCACCUGGAGUACCGCAAGACGGAUGCGUUCCGCCGCCGCCGCUGGCGCCGCCGCAUGGAGCCACUGGAGAAGACGGGACCGGCAGCCGUGUUUGCGCUUGAGGGGGCGCUGGGGGGCAUGGUGGAUGACAGGAGUGAAGAUUCCAUGUCUGUCUCCACCCUGAGCUUCGGUGUGAAUAGACCUACGAUUUCCUGCAUCUUUGACUAUGGGAACCGCUACCAUCUCCGCUGCUACAUGUACCAGGCCCGAGACCUGCCUGCCAUGGACAAGGACUCUUUCUCUGACCCCUACGCCAUCGUCUCCUUCCUGCACCAGAGUCAGAAGACAGUAGUGGUGAAGAACACGCUGAACCCCACCUGGGACCAGACCCUCAUCUUCUAUGAGAUUGAGAUCUUUGGGGAGCCCGCCAGUGUGGCAGAGCAGCCGCCCAAUAUUGUGGUAGAGCUGUAUGACCACGACACCUAUGGUGCGGAUGAGUUUCUGGGACGCUGCAUCUGUCAGCCAAGCCUCGAUCGGAUGCCCCGGCUGGCCUGGUUCCCCCUCACCAGGGGUGGCCAGCCUGCUGGGGAGCUGCUGGCCUCCUUUGAGCUCAUCCAGAGGAAGAAGCCGGCCAUCCACCAUAUUCCUGGUUUUGAGGUGCAGGAUGCAUCAGGGAUCCUGGAAGAGUCGGAGGACACAGACCUGCCCUACCCACCACCCCAGAGGGACACCAACGUCUACAUGGUACCCCAGAACAUCAAGCCGGCUCUCCAGCGGAUGGCCAUUGAGAUCCUGGCAUGGGGCCUUCGGAACAUGAAGAGCUACCAGCUGGCCAGCGUCUCCUCCCCAAGCCUCGUGGUGGAGUGUGGGGGUCAGACGGUACAGUCCUGUGUCAUCAAGAACCUCCGGAAGAACCCCAACUUUGACAUCUGCACCCUCUUCAUGGAAGUGAUGCUGCCCCGGGAGGAGCUGUACUGCCCCCCCAUCGUGGUCAAGGUCAUUGACAACCGCCAGUUUGGCCGCCGGCCUGUAGUGGGCCAGUGCACCAUCCGCUGCCUGGAGAGUUUCCUGUGUGACCCCCACUCAGAGCAGAGCCCCUCCCCGCAGGGCGGCCCAGAUGAUGUGAGCUUGCUCAGUCCCGGGGAAGAUGUGCUCAUCGACAUUGAUGACAAGGAGCCCCUCAUCCCCCUGCAGCUUGCAGAUGGUCUGUCGGGCUCAGUCCCCACUAACACGGCAUCUCCUCCAUCCAGUCCUCAUGAGGAGGAGUUCAUUGACUGGUGGAGUAAAUUUUAUGCCUCCAUAGGCGAGAGGGAAAAGUGUGGCUCUUACUUGGAGAAAGACUAUGACACUCUAAAGGUCUAUGACACUCAACUGGAGAAUGUGGAGGCCUUUGAGGGUUUGUCGGACUUUUGCAACACCUUCAAGCUCUACCGAGGCAAGACUCAGGAGGAGACAGAGGACCCAUCUGUCAUUGGGGAAUUUAAGGGUCACUUCAAAAUUUAUCCCCUCCCAGAAGAUCCGUCCAUCCCCAUGCCCCCCAGACAGUUCCACCAGCUGGCCGCCCAGGGGCCCCAGGAGUGCCUGGUCCGCAUCUACAUCAUCCGAGCAUUUGGCCUGCAGCCCAAGGACCCCAAUGGGAAGUGUGACCCUUACAUCAAGAUCUCCAUUGGGAAGAAGACAGUGAGUGACCAGGACAACUACAUCCCCUGUACGCUGGAGCCUGAAUUUGGGAAGAUGUUCGAGCUUACCUGCACGCUGCCUCUGGAGAAGGACCUGAAGAUCGCCCUCUACGACUAUGACCUCCUCUCCAAGGAUGAGAAGAUUGGGGAGACGCUCAUUGACCUAGAGAACAGGCUGCUGUCCAAGUUUGGGGCUCGCUGUGGACUCCCGCAGACCUACUGUGUCUCUGGACCCAACCAGUGGCGAGACCAGCUGCGGCCAUCACAGCUCCUGCAUCUCCUGUGCCAACAGCGGCGCCUCAAGGCCCCCCUGUACAAGCCUGACUGCGUGGUGUUUCAGGAUAAAGAGUACACGAUUGGGGACAUUGAGGCUGGCAGGGCCCCCAACCCCCACCUGGGCCCCGUGGAGGAGCGCCUCGCCCUGCACGUGCUGCAACAGCAGGGGCUGGUUCCUGAGCACGUAGAGUCGCGGCCCCUCUACAGCCCCCUGCAGCCGGACAUCGAACAGGGGAAGCUGCAAAUGUGGAUUGACCUGUUUCCAAAGGCCCUAGGACGGCCUGGACCUCCCUUCAACAUCACCCCAAGGAGAGCCAAAAGGUUUUUCCUGCGCUGUAUAAUCUGGAACACCAAGGACGUGAUCCUGGACGACCUGAGCAUCACGGGGGAGAAGAUGAGUGACAUCUAUGUUAAGGGUUGGAUGGUUGGAUUUGAAGAGCACAAGCAAAAGACGGAUGUGCAUUACCGGUCUCUGGGCGGGGAAGGCAACUUUAACUGGAGGUUCAUUUUCCCCUUCGACUACCUGCCAGCUGAGCAAGUGUGUACUGUCUCCAAGAAGGAUGCUUUCUGGAGGCUGGACAAAACAGAGAGCAAAAUCCCAGCGCGUGUGGUGUUCCAGAUCUGGGACAACGACAAGUUCUCCUUUGACGACUUUCUGGGCUCCUUGCAGCUGGAUCUCAACCGCAUGCCCAAGCCAGCCAAGACAGCCGAAAAGUGCUCCUUGGACCAGCUGGAUGACAUUUUCCACCCUGAGUGGUUUGUGUCCCUUUUUGAGCAGAAAACUGUGAAGGGCUGGUGGCCCUGUGUGGCCGAGGAGGGUGAGAAGAAGAUCCUGGCGGGCAAGCUGGAGAUGACCUUGGAGAUAGUUGCUGAGGGUGAGCAUGAAGAGCGGCCCGCCGGCCAGGGCCGGGAUGAACCCAACAUGAACCCCAAACUUGAAGACCCCAGGCGCCCUGACACCUCCUUCCUCUGGUUCACAUCACCGUAUAAGACCAUGAAGUUUAUCCUAUGGCGGCGCUUCCGGUGUGCCAUCAUCCUCUUCAUCAUCCUCUUCAUCCUGUUGCUGUUCUUGUGCAUCUUCGUCUAUGCCUUCCCGAACUAUGCAGCCAUGAAGCUGGUGAAACCCUUCAGCUGAGGCUUUGCCGCUCCGGACCAGCUGCCUCUUCUGCCUGAGCUUCUCCAGAUCUCCAGACCCGAGUGUCCUGCCAGAGGAAUGGAGGUGCUCCAAAAGUCACCACACAAAGCCGGGGAUCCCCCUACCCUACCCCACUUCACCAUUUCUCUCUUCCCCAGCCCCGACCCUUUUGAGGUCACCCAUAUGUAUUUCCGUAUAA
Messenger RNA from Sorex fumeus (smoky shrew), 6663 nucleotides. It is a transcript of the gene DYSF, whose product is annotated as dysferlin. Gene Ontology annotation, biological process: plasma membrane repair; monocyte activation involved in immune response; macrophage activation involved in immune response. The record is from RefSeq and is a predicted model, not a curated record. Lineage: Eukaryota; Metazoa; Chordata; Mammalia; Eulipotyphla; Soricidae. Gene Ontology annotation, cellular component: membrane; T-tubule; cytoplasmic vesicle. The transcript has 56 exons. Bases 105 to 6464 code for a protein of 2119 amino acids. Gene Ontology annotation, molecular function: calcium ion binding; calcium-dependent phospholipid binding.